CUUAUAUUACUGCUUUGUCUUUUAGACCCUUUCCAGCCUUGUCUUGGCUCUCAGUCGCACAGCUCACUGCACAGACCUGGCUUGUAUUUGUAGUUGGACUGACUGUAGUGCACAGCGCAUAGUUCUGUUCUUCCCCAGAGGAGAUAAACAGACAGCGUGUGUGGACAGACGACUGACAGACAGACAGACGGAAAGACAGGUGACGUGGAGUCUUGGUGUGUGGACAGACAGACAGACAGCAGGCAGACUGACAGAGGGCUGGUUGUAGUGAGAGCGAGGGAGUGCAGCAGCGAUGGUGAUGGAGGAGAGAACACCGGCCCGGCAGAGAGGCCUGGACUACAGUGUGGAGAGGGCAGUGCUGGACGAGGAGAGCCUGGAGGAGGUGGCACAGAGAAGGACUUGUGAGGGCAAGCCUGCCCUGGCACAGAGGCUCAGGGGCAAACUCAGUUGCUCUGCAGCGAAGUUGAAGCACUGUCUCUUCACUUGUAUACCAGUCUUGUCCUGGCUCCCGCGCUAUUCCUUCAGGGAGUGUGCUCUGGGAGACUUCUUCUCAGGGAUCAGCGUUGGGAUCAUGCACCUACCACAGGGCAUGGCGUACGCCCUCCUGGCCUCCGUGCCCCCUGUGUUUGGGCUCUACUCCUCCUUCUACCCCAUCCUGGUCUACUUCAUCUUUGGGACGUCCCGGCACAUCUCCGUGGGCACGUUUGCAGUGAUGAGUGUUAUGAUCGGCAGUGUGGUGGAGAGACUGGCUCCGGACAGUGACUUCUCCUCUCUGGACAAUGUGACGAAUGAGACUCUGAUUGAUGUCCUGCAGCGGGACGCGGCCCGGAUCAAGGUGGCGGCGGCAGUCACUUUCCUCUCUGGACUCUUCCAGGUGGCUCUGGGUCUGGUCCAGUUUGGCUUUGUGGUGACCUACCUGUCUGAGCCGCUGGUGCGUGGCUACACCACCGCUGCUGCCAUUCACGUGAUUGUGUCACAGCUGAAGUACGUCUUCGGAAUCAACCCGAACCGCUACAGUGGACCCCUCUCAAUGGUGUAUACGGUGAUAGAGGUGUGUGCCCUGCUGCCUGAGACUAACGUGGGCACUUUGGUGGUCAGCAUCGUCUCCCUGGUGGUCCUGCUGGUAGUGAAGAAGAUCAGCACAGCGCUGAGCCACAAGCUGCCCAUCCCCAUCCCCAUCGAGCUCAUCUUGGUGAUCGUUUCCACGGUGAUCACUGCGCAGGUGCAGCUGGACAACAAGUAUGGAGUGCAGGUCGUGGGCGAGAUUCCCCAAGGUUUGCAGGCGCCGGUGUUUCCGGACUCCUCUCUGUUUGUGUCGGUGGUGGGGGAUGCUUUUGCCAUUGCUGUGGUUGGCUACGCCAUUGCUAUCUCACUCGGGAAGAUCUUUGCUCUCAAGUACGGCUACCAGGUGGACAGCAACCAGGAGCUUGUGGCGCUGGGUCUCAGUAACUCAGUCGGGGGGGUGUUCCAGUGUUUCGCUAUCAGCUGUUCCAUGUCCAGGACUCUGGUCCAGGAGAGCAGCGGCGGGCACACCCAGGUGGCGGGGGCUCUCUCGGCCCUCGUGAUUCUAGUCAUCAUCCUGCAGCUCGGAAAACUCUUCCAACAACUGCCCAAGGCUGUUCUGUCUGCCAUCGUCAUCAUCAACCUGCAGGGAAUGAUGAGGCAGUUUACUGACAUCAGGACACUGUGGAGGAGCAACAAGGUUGACAUGCUGGUGUGGGUCGUGACCCUGGUCUUCACGCUGCUCCUGAACCUGGAUCUGGGACUUGCUGCGUCCAUCGCCUUCGCAAUGCUGACCGUCAUCUUCAGAACACAGCUGCCGCAAUACUCCUUGCUGGGUCGGAUUGCUGGCACUGAGCUGUACAGAUCUGUGGAGGAGUUUGCUCAGGCUCAGGAGAUCCCAGGAGUUAAAAUCUUCCGCUCAUCAGCCACUCUCUACUUCGCCAACGCAGAGAUGUACGAAGAGACUCUGAAAAAGAAAGUUGGGAUCAAUAUCGCUCAGCUGCUGCGCCACAAGAAGAAGCUGGCAGCGAAAGAGAAGCGCAGAGAGAAGCAAGAGGAGAGGAGAGCCAAGAAGGAGGCCAAGAAAAAUCAGGAGAAAAAGGGAGGUGGUGCUACUGACUGUGUGGAGAGUGAGGAGACUGGGCAAGAGGAGACUGGGCAAGAGGAGACUGGGAGAGAGGAGACUGGGAGAGAGGAGACUGUGCAAGAGGAGACUAGGAGAGAGGGGACUCAGAGAUGGUCUAAUCCCCUGAACCCCCACUCCAUCAUCCUGGACCUCAGUCCUGUCAACUUCCUGGACACUGUGUCAGUAAAGAAGCUGAAAAACAUUGUCAGUGAUUACAGGGAAGUGGGAGUGGAGGUGUACCUAGCAGGCUGCCAGAGCUGUGUUGUCGGGGAGAUGGAACGUGGGGGAUUCUUCUUGAAGGCGCUCUCGAAGGCCUGUCUCUUUGUCUCGGUUCACGAUGCUGUGCUGCACUGCCUGAGACGAGCUGAACACGGGCCACUGGACAGCCCUGCGGCUCUUGAGAACACCAGGUUAUAACGAGAGACUGAGAGCGAGGAGGAAAGGAGCUGCAAUGUGUUCCAGGUGUUCAUUCACACACACAGGCGAGGCUUGGAGACGGCUCAGCCACGCUCUUCCUUCACUGCAGUUCACUCAAAGAAAUGAAAAGGAAUGUGUUUCAGUAAAGUCCAGUUUGUUGUUGAAUUAUGUAUAGCGUCUUCCACACAACUUGUGCCCCUGAUCCUGCACUAUUAUACCCAGUCCAUACCUACAGCGGGACAUCCUGUCUGCAGGUGCUGCUGGUACCUCCUCCUAAACCGUGCACCGAGGGGAAAGCAUGCAUUGGUCAGCUUGGGUCUGAGAAACGCCCAAAAGAAGAUUUAAAAAAUGAUAAAUAGUACUACAUUAUAUAGAAUGAUGUACUGUUACUAGACUUGCAAAAUCAUUUUGUAGUUUCUUUGAUUACACAAUGUUAAAUAAAUUAUCUAAAUUAUGUUCAUAUAUAUAUAUUAUGUUAGCAGUGUGGAGUAGUGGUUAGGGCUCUGGACUCUUGACCGGAGGGUUGUGGGUUCAAUCCCCAGUGGGGGACACUGCUGUUGUACCCUUGAGCAAGGUACUUUACCUAGAUUGCUCCAGUAAAAACCCAAAUGUAUAAAUGGGUAAUUGUAUGUAAAAAUAAUGUGUGAUAUCUGUAUAAUGUGAAAUAAUGUAUAAUGUGAUAUCUUGUAACAAUUGUAAGUCACCCUGGAUAAGGGCGUCUGCUAAGAAAUAAAUAAUAAUAAUAAUAA
Molecule: messenger RNA, 3294 nt
Organism: Acipenser ruthenus (sterlet)
Lineage: Eukaryota; Metazoa; Chordata; Actinopteri; Acipenseriformes; Acipenseridae
Gene: slc26a6.2
Product: solute carrier family 26 member 6
Exons: 19
Coding region: 293-2545 (750 amino acids)
Biological process (GO): transmembrane transport
Cellular component (GO): membrane
Molecular function (GO): secondary active sulfate transmembrane transporter activity; bicarbonate transmembrane transporter activity; oxalate transmembrane transporter activity
Source: RefSeq, a predicted model, not a curated record